This is a messenger RNA of Fopius arisanus, 1408 nucleotides long. It is a transcript of the gene Creld, whose product is annotated as Cysteine rich with EGF like domains. Lineage: Eukaryota; Metazoa; Arthropoda; Insecta; Hymenoptera; Braconidae. The record is from RefSeq and is a predicted model, not a curated record. The transcript has 4 exons. The coding region runs from base 198 to 1346 and encodes 382 amino acids. Gene Ontology annotation, molecular function: calcium ion binding.
GAAACACCUGAGUUGUCAACAUUAUCAAGACUCUAACCUUCCGAAGUCUCAGAAAUUACACAGUUUUUCUCUCGGAUGCUGAUGAUUCCAUUUGACACGUGUGUUUAAUUUAUCACAACUCAAUUUUCAUAUCUACUAACAAUCUCUACUGCCUAUGAACUUUAUCACGUGUUAUUGUUGAUAAACCAAUUGAAAAUAUGCGAGGAUUCGUCGAUCGGCAUUUGUUGUACUCAUUUUCUUUUUUUAUAUUUGCGGUGAUCAAUCAGGUUCCUGCCUCACUGAAUUUUCAAACGCAAGAGCAAUCGAAAUUGGAGAAACUCCCGUCUUGUGCGGCAUGUAAAGUACUCACCGAAAGUUUCAAAAAGGGCAUUGAAAAAACAAAAAGAGGAAAAUUCGAAGGGGGAGAUUCAGCCUGGGAAGAAGAUAAAUUAAAAUCUUACGCCAAAAGUGAAAUAAGAUUGACAGAAAUCCAAGAGCAUCUAUGCAAAGAUGUGCAAAAAGGAGAAAUCCAGUGCCAUGACCUGGCCGAGGAAUUAGAGAGUAUCAUCGAGGACUGGUGGUUCAACCAACAGGAUGCUUAUCCAGAUAUUCAUGAUUAUAUUUGUAUAGAUCAGACUAAGAGGUGCUGCCCCAAGAAUCACUUCGGCCCGAAAUGCACAAAGUGUCCGGGUUUUCCAGAUAAAGUAUGCAAUAACAACGGAAAAUGCAAGGGUGCGGGUACGAGGAAAGGAAAUGGUCAAUGUCUCUGUGAUAAAAAUUAUGCUGGAGAGACUUGCACAGAGUGUGCUCAGGGGUAUUAUGAAUCCUACCGAGAUGAGGAUAAACUGCUCUGUUCAAUUUGCCAUCCAGCUUGUGCCAAUGGAUGCACCGGAGGUGGAUCUGCUGAAUGUCAAGGAGAAUGCAGAAGUGGCUGGCGGCUAGUGGAAAAUCAAGGGUGUGUAGAUAUUAAUGAAUGCUUGGAGAGUAAAAAAUACUGUCCUGGCAAUCAAUUUUGCGUCAAUAAAGAGGGAAAUUACACAUGCCUAACUUGUGAUAAAGCCUGCAAUGGCUGCACUGGAGAUGGUCCUGAUAUGUGUAUAGAUUGUGCUGAAGGCUAUCAUGAACAAGACAAUAUUUGUAUAAAUUCAGAUAUUUUGGGACGGAAAAGAACCGAAAAUAUGGCGCGAUAUGCAACCUAUUUUGGUUUGUGUGCAGCGACAUGUAUUAUACUCCAGAAAAAUGUUUACGCAGCUAGUGCAAUUGGCUUACUCGUUGGACUCUACAUAUCUGUCUCCGAAUACAUGAUAGCCACUACUGGCGUCCAAAACACAUCGCCAAAUUUUGAUUUUUUACCACCGAUGGUCUAACGAUUAAGACUGUAUUUAUGGGUACAUGGAUUUAUGUAUUUCCGAAUAAAAAAUUAUAAUUU